Molecule: messenger RNA, 1324 nt
Organism: Monopterus albus (swamp eel)
Lineage: Eukaryota; Metazoa; Chordata; Actinopteri; Synbranchiformes; Synbranchidae
Gene: mitfa
Product: melanocyte inducing transcription factor a
Exons: 9
Coding region: 6-1271 (421 amino acids)
Biological process (GO): regulation of transcription by RNA polymerase II; melanocyte differentiation
Cellular component (GO): nucleus
Molecular function (GO): RNA polymerase II cis-regulatory region sequence-specific DNA binding; protein dimerization activity; DNA-binding transcription factor activity, RNA polymerase II-specific
Source: RefSeq, a predicted model, not a curated record
ACUGUAUGCUAAUUAUUUUUAUCAAUUACUACUCAGAAAACAUGCUGGAAAUGCUUGAAUACAGCCAUUAUCAGGUGCAGUCUCACUUAAAAAAUCCCACCAAGUUCCACAUCCAGCAGGCCCAGAGGCAGCAGGUGCAGCAGUACCUGUCCACCACCCUGGGUGGUAAAGCAGGCAGCCAGUGCCUCAGCCAGCCCCUGGAGCAAGGCAUGCCACCUGGGCCCGGCAGCAGCGCCCCCAACAGUCCCAUGGCCCUGCUCACACUCAGCUCCAGUUGUGAGAAAGAGAUGGAUGAUGUCAUUGAUGAUAUUAUUAGUCUGGAGUCAAGUUACAAUGAAGAUGUUCUUGGACUGAUGGACACAGGACUCCACAUUAACAACCCGCUGCCCGUGUCUGGAAACUUACUGGAUGUGUAUGGCAAUGAAGGCCUUCCGCUCCCAGGUCUCACCAUCAGCAACACAUGCCCACACAAUAUUAAAAGGGAAUACACUGUCACUCCAGCUCCUGGCAUGAAGCAAGUACUGGACAAGCCUGGAUCCUGCGGCCAGUACGAAAACUAUCAAAGGCCAGAGGGCUUUCCAGUAGAGGCUGAAGUUCGUGCUCUUGCUAAAGAGAGACAGAAGAAGGACAACCACAAUUUAAUUGAACGAAGACGGAGAUUCAACAUUAAUGAUCGCAUCAAAGACCUGGGGACCUUGAUACCCAAGUCAAAUGAUCCAGACAUGCGCUGGAAUAAGGGCACCAUUCUGAAAGCCUCAGUGGACUAUAUCAGGAAGCUACAGCGGGAGCAGCAGAGAGCCAAAGAGCUUGAGUGCAGACAGAAAAGGCUGGAGCAUGCAAACCGCCAUCUACUGCUUCGUAUACAGGAGUUGGAAAUCCAGGCCCGGGCCCAUGGUCUUACAGUGGUGUCAUCUCCAUCUGUCUGCACAUCGGAGCUGAUGGCACGAGCCAUUAAACAGGAGCCCAUCCUUAGAGACUGCCCCUCAGAUAUCUACCAGCAUAGCUCAGCUCCUGACAUGUCCCCUCCAACCACACUGGACCUCAACAAUGGCACCAUCACCUUCGACGAGAUUCCUGCAGACACUGAAGAGCCUGGUCCCUAUGAAAACUCCAGGACCUGUAAAAUUAAAAAGUUGGUAAGGGACAACACCCUGUCGCCAGUUUCUCUAAGUGAUCCCCUGCUGUCUUCAGUGUACCCUGAUGCCUCCAACAGCAUCAGCAGCCAACACAGUUCCAGCUCUAGUAUGGAUGAGAGGGAGCAUGACUGUUAGCACUGGCCAGUACCAUGAGACACGGGGACAUGUCCUAUCAGUAGCAUCCCAAA